AGUGGAACCGUCUGUGGUCCCAAAUUGAGAGCGCAAAAAAUAUGUUGAAGGGAGAAAACAAAUGGAGUUAUACUUAUGUGUGGCCUGUGGGUUUGUGGGUAGGUGCAUAUAUAGUUGUAGACGUAGUAUGUUUUGAAUUAUUUGUGGUAUAUAUAGAUCAUCCUAAUAGAGAAUUAAUUUAUAAUUCGAAAUUGCAUUUUGAUGAGUAGCAAAUCAGCAAUGGCGCAUGAAAAUGGAAGUAGCAUCAAAGUGCAAGCGAUGCAAUUCGCAUACCCAGGCCAAUCCCCAAUCUUUGCCGAUUUCAGUCUCCAAAUUGCUCCUGGCUCUCGUUGUCUUCUUGUUGGCGCCAAUGGAUCCGACAUUGACAUUGUAUCUUGUUCACAUAUCUUCUGGAGAGGCAUAUAUGAUAUACCACAAAAAGCAAUUACAUUUCAAGAACCGGGCAUGUCUCUUGCAACCUAUUUCACACGCGUUAAAGCUCUUUGGGAUGAGCUUGAUGAUCUAUGUCCUUUAACUAUUUGCAAAUGCAAUCCUACUACCAAUUUCUUUAAAAUUCAGCAAGACCAACGCCUCAUGCAAUUUCUUAUGAAGUUAGAUCCUCAAUACAGCCAAAUUCGUACCAACUUGUUAAUGCUCCCAGAUCUUCCAAGUAUACAAGAUGUAUAUCGCAUGCUUUUGCAAGAGGAAUGUCAUAGAGAACUUAGCACUGACCACCAAACUACUAAGCCUAUGGCUUUUGGUGUUGACAGGCGCAAAUUGCCUUCUAAUGCAACCCAUUUCAAGCAUCAACAUCAAGACAAACAUCAUACAAAUACCCCUUCCAGGAAGCCAUCUUGCUUUUAUGAUCAUUGUAAAAUUGUUGGUCACUCUAUUGAUCGUUGUUUCAAGAUACACGGCUACCUGAAUAAAUCCAAGAAUAGUUCCAGUAAGAAGUAUGCUGCUGUUGCUCAUGCUGAUGACUCUAAUUCUCCUUCACCUAAUGGUAAUUCCUUUGGUCUUUCUCAAGAACAAUUUACUAACCUCUUGUCCUAUCUUGGCUAGAAAGACUCUUCUCCUGACAGGUGAGUUGAUGAUCAUCUUGAUGUUAAUUCUUUAGCUAAUUUAGCAGGUACUUGCUUCCUUUCUCAAACCUCUAAAAAUAUUUGGAUUGUGGACAGUGGUGCAACGGACCACAUGUCCCACAACCUCUCUUUUUUCUUUAAUCUCAAAGAUGUCUCUAAUCUUCAUCAUCAAAUAACUAUCCCUGAUGGUAGCAAAUACAUUAUAACCAAAAAUUCAAGUGACUAGUACUUUGUUGCUUAAAAAUGUUUUGUAUGUUCACCAAUUCCAUUUUAAUUUGAUAUCUGUCCAUCAACUUUGCAAACAUGAUGCAACAUCUGUUAUUGUUUCUAAGAGUUCUUGUUUUAUCCAGGACCACUUAACGAGACACUCUUUGCCUCUUGGUAAAUUGCAACAUGGUCUCUAUUAUGUUCUGGAUAAUAACCAACCACCUAUGGACUCUACCACAUGCUCAUCUCUUCCCCUAGCUGGUGCUGUCACCUCCAAAUCUAGCAUUAUUCUUGCAGAAACAUGGCAUCUCCGUUUUGGCCAUGCCCCUUUAUCGAAGAUUGCUUUGCUUUACCCACAAAUUAAUCCUAAUGUUGUUAAGCAACAAUUUUUUUGUACUAUUUGCUCAACUGCUAAGCAACAUAGGCAUGCUUUUCCAGUUAGUACUCGUACCACAUCAUGUCCAUUUGAUUUGAUUCACAUAGACACUUGGGGACCUUGUUCCCACAAAACUCAUUCUGGAUGUAAUUCUUUCCUUACUAUUGUAGAUGAUUAUACAAAACUAACAUGGGUUUACUUGAUGAAAGAUAAAAAUCAAUGUGUUAGCAUUUUAGAAAUUUUUUUCCACUAUGUCACCACCCAAUUUCAUUUAAAUGUAAAAGUUGUACGCACAGACAAUGUAAAAGAGUUGUGUGCUGGUGCUAUGUUAAAUAUUUACAAUGCUAAAGGUAUAAUACACCAGCGCAGUUGUAGUGAGACACCACAACAAAAUGGUGUUGUGGAACGUAAACAUCGCCAUUUACUUGAAACUGCACGUGCACUAUCUUUUCAGUCAAAUUUGCCUUAUGAAUUUUGGGGUGAUGCUGUGUUUUGUGCUAUUUAUCUUAUUAAUAGAUUACCUUUAAGAGUGCUGGGUAAUGUUUCACCUUAUGAGAAAUUGUUUGGCCAUGCUCCUGAUAACAGUCACCUAAAGACUUAUUGUUGCCUUUGCUACGUUUUCACACUUACAAAAACGCACUAAGUUUGA
Messenger RNA from Amaranthus tricolor (Joseph's coat), 2293 nucleotides. RefSeq names its product ABC transporter I family member 19-like. The record is from RefSeq and is a predicted model, not a curated record. Lineage: Eukaryota; Viridiplantae; Streptophyta; Magnoliopsida; Caryophyllales; Amaranthaceae. The transcript has 2 exons. Bases 202 to 1041 code for a protein of 279 amino acids. Gene Ontology annotation, molecular function: ATP hydrolysis activity; ATP binding.